AGUCAGUAGACGUGAAGUUGAUAAACUACUAAUUAACUCGCAAUAAAGGGAGAUAUCGCCACUGAUAUCUCAAACUGCCCUGAGGAAACAACCCGACUAUAUUUACCAUUGCGGUGGUAAUAGCUUUCUAUACUUCCUCAACACUUUGGACGACACACGAUGAAGUACCGGGGCGUUUGUUUGGUUCUGUUAUUCGGAUUUUUCACAUGUCCAGUCAUAAGAGCUGAGCAUCCUUGUCGAGUGGCCGGCGGAAUCAUACGCAACAAAAAAUGCUUUUGGAUUAUUCUCGAGACAUUAAACGCAAUACAGUCAGAAGAGAAAUGCAGUGAAUUUACUUCUACACCGGCCAAUAUAUACGAUAUGAACCAUUUCGACUCAGUUAUAGUCUAUGGCAGGUCAUUAAUUCCAGAAGGGUUGAAUUGGUACUUUGUGCAUCUAGGAAUGAAGUUCGAUCCGGAUAAUCAGUUAUUGAAGAACUACGACGAAUCAAACUCAAAUUUGCACGCGACUGUUUGGGUGGCAUCUGAGCCGUGGUCUUCCGCAUCUGCGCCGCGUACCAGAACGGUAAUUCAGUUUACCAAUUAUCCAACUUUCUUAUCUGAUGGCUUGAGAACGUUUUCAGGGAGUACAGGAAUUGCGAAAGGCGUUAUUUGUGAAACAAAUGAACUAGAAUGUCUUCCUCUCGAAAUAGAUGGGGAGACUCAAGAGAUGGACUGCACAGAUUUCUCCAGCACUUGCACCAUAUCUUGCAAGCCUGGAUUCAUUUAUGGCGAUGGGAGCAAAAGCCUUACGUUGACAUGCCAAGAUAGUUUGGAAUGGGAUGGAGAAGUGCCAGCAUGUCAACCCGCUAAAUGCCCAGAGCUUAACUUCGAUGGACAGCCAGGACUUAUGCAUUGCACUGGCAAUGGUUAUCUCGAUAAAUGCACGUUUGUUUGUGAAUCUCUCAAAAAAAUUAAAGGCCCGAAAACAAGGACUUGCAUGGGCGACAAAACUUGGUCUGAUAUCCAUCCAACUUGCGAAGAUGUUGUUUGCCAGGCGAUAGAUUUUCCAGCUGAUCAAGGAACUUUCGAUUGUACAGAUGGUAACAAUUAUGGAAGUUACUGCAGUUUCUACUGCAAGUCUGGGUUGCGAAGAUGGGGAGCAAAGAAAGUUGUUUGUCUUUGGAAAGGAGAAUGGUCAGAAGAACCACCUACUUGCAAAAAAUACGAUCCCAAAUGUCCUGCUGCUCACAAACACUCUUCGUGUCCUGAAACAAACUGUGCAGUCAAUGCUGAUUGCAAUGAUGAUAAGAAGAUUUGUUGUCCGACAAAAUGUGGAACUUCUGUUUGUUGGGAUUUGCCUAAACGAUCAAUUUCUAAAGAAGCCCUUUUCUUCAUUCUAUUUGGUGGAAUGAGCGGAAACCCAUGUCCUAGAAACUGUUUGGUAAACGCAUGCCAGGUUACAACAUGUCCAGCAAACCUCAAUGCACAAUGUAGAACAACAUGCAAUGGUUGUCGAGCUCACUUCUACGACUUUCGUCACGAAAUUACCAGUCAAUGCCGAUGUCCUCGUAAUUAUCCACCCGUACCAAACUGCAAUCAGCAGGAUUGUGCAAAUUAUAGAUGCGUCACAUACGGACAGCAAAUAUCUUACUACUAUGCCAGUCAAUUCAACAACCCUAACGUGCAAUGUCGUAUGAGCAGCUGUGGCGGAUGCUUGCCCCAAUUUUACAACUUGAGUGGACGAAGAAUUAAUUGCAGACAAAUACUGCAAAUUACAUCAAAUCCAGGGAUACCAGUGCCGAAUUCUCCAACAGCACGCUGACGAAAGUAGUUGAAAAACAGAAUUUGAACCUAACAACACGUUGGACGCCAAACUUAAUUCAUGAUCUCAUACUGUUGAAAUUCCAUAUAUGACAUGACCAACAGACAUUUUUUCAUAGUUAAAACAUUCAUAUAUAUAUAUAUAUAAUUCAAUGCGGGCAAUGGCUUUAACAUGCCUUAGCUAAUUUAGAAAAGUGUGUUCUUUUUUCCAAACGAUUUGGGGCGCUCGGCGUGCUAAUUCCAUAUGAGGCUAGGUACCAAACUUUAGAUUCACUCGGGAUCGCAACAAUCGAUGUAAAACGUACGUACGCAAACGGGAUGAAAAUCAUCAAACUAUUUACAAUAAAAUUUACUAAGCGUUAGUCGAUUGGUCUUAUUUUGGUAGCAUAAGAUUAUAUUGACUUCUGGAAUGAGGAAAAAAUUAACAUUGUUUAUCGUAUUGCAAACCAUGUCAAGUCAAUCAGUAUAUUUGGGAUUAUUACAAAUCCGACGUAAUAUAUUUGAGAUUGCAAUUUUUCCAAGUAAAUUCCUACAACUCAAAUUUUUACAAGGACUCUCCACAACAUGAAUUUUCACAAUGAUUUGACGCAACAUGAAUUUUCAUAAGAAUCCGUCUCGACGCAAAUUUUUAUACUAGUUUGCCACAACGCAAAUUUUCACAAGAAUUCGCCACAACGCCAAGUUUCACAAUGAUUCGGAACAAAGCGAAUUUUCACAAGGAUUCUCCACGACACGAAUUUUCACAAUAAUUCAUCUUAACACGAAUUUUCGCAAAAAUUUGCUACAACUUAAUUUUUCAA
Styela clava is the source of this 2602-nucleotide messenger RNA. Its product is annotated as E-selectin-like. Lineage: Eukaryota; Metazoa; Chordata; Ascidiacea; Stolidobranchia; Styelidae. The record is from RefSeq and is a predicted model, not a curated record.